CGUAACAAUAAGUAGCGAGUAUGUGGUAGAAUUGUUGCGGCAUUGCUUGUAACAAUCAUGAUGUGAUUAUUACAGUACAAUAAGUAACGUACAAUUUGUUUUACUUUUGUUAGCACAUUUUUCUGACACGAAAUAAAUAGGUACUUUACAACGAUAACGUUAACGGGAGUUUUUGUAAUGUGCAAUACGUAUGCUAGUGUGUAGGUAAUCCAGCUACAUUUCCUUUAAAGUGGGUUACAAGUAGAAAGUUUCAGAAUUUUAUAGUGGCCUUGUAUUAAAAGUAUGUUCAGCGGUCAACAAUCGGGUAAAUCUUCGUACUGAUAUUUAAUUAGAGUGACAACAAUAUUCAAUCUAAGAUGACCAGUUAUCAAGUAAAUUCAACUAAUGGAACUUCAAAUUUAGAAAUCGUUCAUAGUAAUCAGGAUCUGAUUAUGGAGAAACGACAUGGAAAAAAUAAAAUUCUAUUCAUUUCACUGGCGGUUGGUAUCGUAAUAGUAGCAGCAGUUAUUGUUAUUUUAGUAAUCUUUCUUAAAAAUAAAGGCGAUUCUAAUGCAGAUAAUCAAGAUUUUGCUAUAACUUUAGAAGAAAUUUUAUAUGGAAGUCUUGCGGCAAGUGGUUUCAAUGCAACGUGGAUAUCUGGCAGUGAAUUAUUUUUCAGAAGUUCAGAAGGCGAUGUUCUAUUAUACAAUGUGGAAACAGCAACUACACGGACAUUAUUGUCGGGAAAUAGUUCUGUAUUAGCAACUGCAUUCGAUUAUUUUUUAUCGCCAGACCGCAAUUAUCUUCUUAUAGGACAUGAUUAUCAAAAACUUUACAGAUACAGCUUUUUGGCGCAAUACACGAUUGUCAAUUUACUAAAUCAACAAACGAAACUUGUUAAUGUGAGUGGAGAAAGUAUACUGCAACUUGCAUCUUGGGGUCCUGUCGGAAAUUCAUUGAUCUUUAUUAUGAGAAAUAAUAUUUACUACAGGGCUAGUGCUGCCAGUGAAGAAGAUACUCAAAUAACAACAGACGGAAGUAUAGGAAACGUGUAUAAUGGUGUUCCUGAUUGGGUAUAUGAAGAGGAAGUUUUCAGUUCAAAUAAGGCUUUUUGGUUUUCACCUGAUGGAACAAAAUUGGCAUAUGCUAAAUUUGAUGAUCGAAACGUUCCUUUAAUGACAAUUCCUGUUUACGGGCUACCUGGUGACCUGAACUUUCAAUAUACUCGAGCUGUUCAAAUAAGGUAUCCAAAGGCUGGAACUGUUAAUCCAACAGUUACAUUUCAUGUCGUAAAUUUGCAAAAUCAGUUUUCUCAACUUAUAUUGAGUCCUCCAGAUGCAUUACGCAAUGUAGACAAUAUUUUGGCCACAGUCAAUUGGGCAACGAACACAACUGUCACUGCUAUAUGGAUGAACAGGGUGCAGAAUUAUGCCGAAAUUUUAGCAUAUGUUAUUUCCGACACAGUUGCAACUUCGGAAACGAUUGUCAGUAUUAAUAAAACAAAUGGCUGGAUAGAAUUAUUUACGCCACCUCUUUUUUCCGAUGAUGGUACUAAAAUGGCUGUUAUUCUAUCUCAAGACCAAGGAAAUAAUUUAGGAGGAUAUAGACAUAUUACACUAUUUAAUGUUAAUCAAACUUCUUCAGCAAAUGUAAUUACAAAUGGAAAAUUUGUCGUCGGAGAAAUUUUAUCCUGGGAUAGUAACAACAACCUAAUAUAUUAUACAUCCAACACUGAAGAAGAUCCUGCAGUACAACAUGUAUAUAGUGUAUCAACAGUUUCAAAAAACAGAACUUGUCUGUCUUGUAACACAGAUCAAUCGUCAUUAUCAACAGACUGUUUGUAUAAUUCUGCAGAUUUUAGUUUAGAUCAUACUCAUUUUGCACUUAAAUGUGAAGGACCAGGGGUUCCUCAAAUCUCUAUCUUUCGCACUAACAAUCAACACGUAACCGAUUGGACUAAUGGUGACGAACUAAAAUCCAAGUUGCGAAAUAAAUCUAUUCCAACUAUAAAGCAAAUGUCAUUUGAAGUAGCAGGAGGCUUUGUCGCUCAAGUAUUGCUCAAAUUACCUCCCAAUUUAGAUACCAGUGGGAACGUAAAAUAUCCAAUGGUUGUACAUGUAUAUGGUGGACCAGAUUCUUACCAAGUUAUCAAAAAGUAUUCUAUGGACUGGGGAUCAUAUUUAGCUUCCAAUAAAAGUAUAAUUUACGCUAUGAUAGAUGGAAGAGGUUCUGGCCUUAAAGGAGAUAAAAUGUUGUUUUCCUUAUACAGAGCUUUGGGAACUGUUGAAGUUUCUGAUCAAAUAAACGUAACGAGACAAAUCCAGCUAAGUUUGCCGUACGUUGAUUCCAGUAAAACUGCCAUUUGGGGUUGGAGUUACGGUGGUUAUGCUUCAGCAAUGGCUUUAGCCAAAGAUGUCGAUGGAGUUUUUAAAUGUGGAAUGUCCGUAGCUCCUGUUACAGAUUGGACCUUGUAUGACUCGGUGUACACGGAAAGAUUUAUGGGUCUACCAUUACCAGGGGAUAAUUCUGAAGGUUACAAAAAUUCACUACUUCUCUCACAAUAUGAAGGAAUAAGAAAAAAAGAUUAUUUUCUAAUUCAUGGUACAUUAGAUGACAACGUUCAUUAUCAGCAGUCCAUGCUUUGGGCCAAAGUAUUAGAACAACAGGAUAUUCUUUUUCGACAAUUGAGUUACCCAGAUGAAGAUCAUGGAUUAGCAACUAUUCGACCUCAUUUAUAUCACUCAUUGGAAAACUUUUUAAAUGAAUGUUUCCUUCUUUAAAUUCAAUUAAACAAAACUUUCAAAAAGAAGUAGUCGUGAAAUCACUUUAUACAUUACCAUUUGAUAGUUUCAUAACGGCUACGUUUGUUUACUGAUAAAUUAAACUAGUCAAAAAUGUUGUUGAAAAUAAUAAUGAAGUAUUUUUAGGAUUGUUUAUCUUGUUGAGUAAGUAUUACCAUUUGUACGUUAUUGUUAAUAAAAGUCACAUUU
Messenger RNA from Agrilus planipennis (emerald ash borer), 2969 nucleotides. It is a transcript of the gene ome, whose product is annotated as venom dipeptidyl peptidase 4. Gene Ontology annotation, biological process: proteolysis. The record is from RefSeq and is a predicted model, not a curated record. NCBI's taxonomy places the organism in Eukaryota, Metazoa, Arthropoda, Insecta, Coleoptera, Buprestidae. The transcript has 14 exons. Gene Ontology annotation, molecular function: serine-type peptidase activity; dipeptidyl-peptidase activity. Bases 357 to 2759 code for a protein of 800 amino acids.